Ectocarpus sp. CCAP 1310/34 is the source of this 1248-nucleotide messenger RNA. The record is from the annotation of a GenBank genome assembly. NCBI's taxonomy places the organism in Eukaryota, Phaeophyceae, Ectocarpales, Ectocarpaceae.
AUGUUCAUGUUGACGGAAGCGCUCGAGACAUCAAUGAAGAUUAUCGACCCAAGAGGGGGCUUCCCGAAUCCAGUAGCGAGCCAAUACUCUCUUCUGCUCAGUCCAAUUCAAUCGUUGUCUUCUGACGUCACAUCGUUGGCUAGUCACUGCGGCUUCGAAUUCAAUUUUCGCAGCCACGGAGGCAGCAAUUCUAGUAUUUCCUCCUCCAUCCGAACAGCUCAACCAUCCAACCACCAGCCGCAUGAGCGACGGCAUCAGCACCGCAACAGCGGGCAGCAGAACUCGGCUGACGCGCCGACGUGGUCUCCUUCUCAUGCUGGCGGCGAUACCUCUCCCACAGCCGCCUUGUCCGUCAUGUCUUCGGGGGACGCAGACACUACCCCGCUCCCGGGCGUCUGCUACAUCACGUACCCUCCGACACCAGACGUAGCGGCGGUUUCCUUGGCUUCUCCGCCUGCAGAACGCGGCCUCGAUGGCCCCCGCGCCCGUGCCCGCAACCGCAGAAGCGAUGUCGGCAGCGACGCCACUCAAAUCGCUCGCGCCAGGAGAGGGGACUCCUCUGUUGACCUUCCCGGUGACGUGGAAGAAGAAGAAACAGAAGGGGGUGAGAACGGUUCAGCUGCAGCGGACGCUUCGCUACGGGAGACACACGAAGAUGAGUGUUCGUUCACGGUGGGCGGUACUACCAACGCAUCAUCUCCAGUCGGCAGCUGGCAUCACGAAAGAUGCGGCAACCGCGACAUCGACGAUACUGGCGGUCCGGGCCGAACAAGUGGUGAGGAGGGUCAGCGGCAACGAGCGCCCACGGAACAACCACCAUUGGCCAGCGAAAAAAACGCGUUGAAACGACACGUUGCCUACGACUUGGAAGAGGACUCGGGAAGCUACAAGUCCGGAUUAGUCGGGGCGGGGGAGAUGGCGUCCAUGGAGGGAAUAACGGAGCAGGGAUCAGAACAUCGAGCGGUGCCGAGGAGGCAGGCUGGGAAGGGCGGCGGCGGUGGGGAACGGCCCAUGCGGUGUGGUCAAAAGGUGAUCUCGAUGAUGAUUUCGGAUGGCCACCCGUUGGUGGCGUCGAGGGGGUUUCCAUCGCUUCCUGGGGUGGACGAGCACCAGCUCCCAUCGUUCUGGCUGGCCGAGAUGCACGACAACAUGAGGAAAAACAGGCAAGCACGAUCUCCCUCCUUCAUACAAGAGUGUGUUGUGGAGGCCUGUCGAGCAAGAGUUUUGUCCUCGUUCCUGCUAUUGUAA